CGCUCCGCUCCGCGCCCCUGCGCUCCGCUCCGCUCCGCUGCGCGGCCCCGGCAUGGGCGGCUCUGCCUCCGGCCCGCUGGACGACAGCAAGUGCGCCUACAUCCGAGGGCGAACAGAGGCGGUGAUAAAAAACUUCGGGCCGCACUACAGGCGCCAGUACACCGUGGCUUUCUGCAGGCACAUCCAGAGCGAGCUGGAACAGCACCGGGACUCCCAGUCCCAAUUCCUGAAAACCAAGCCGCCGGUGGAAGCUGGGACGGUCUUACACGAAGCGGAGGUGCUGCAUUUCGCCGAGGACCUGAAGAAGUGGAAGGACAGAUACGUUGUUAUCCAAAAUGACUAUACCGUGGCUUGCUUUGAGACCAAAGAGGCCUACCAGAAAGGAGCCAGCCCUAAAUGUCAUAUUCUUCCUGCAGGAGGCAAAGUGCUAACUUCAGAAGAAGAUUACAAUUUGCUGUCUGAUAAACAUUUUCCAGAUCCUGUUGGUCCCAAUGAGAAGGAGGUUGCCCAAGCCUUUGUCCAACUGCCGAAGGAGUUUCCUGUGUACCUGUGGCAGCCGUACUUCAGGCACAGCUACUAUUGCUUCCCGGAGCCUGAAGCGCAGAAGCAGUUCAGUGCAGUGCUGAGUGACUGCGUGAGACACUCGAACCAUGAUUUUCUCAAGCAGACCACAUAUGAAGUAGAGGCAUUUUUAGAAGCCAUUCAGUUCUUCCGUCAAGAGAAGGGCCACUAUGGGACAUGGGAAAUGAUAACUGGCAAUGAAAAACAGAUCUUAAGCAACCUUGUGAUGGAGGAACUCCUACCUAACCUUCAGACGAUGAUCUUGCCUAAAAUGAAAGGGAAGAGGAAUGAUAGGAAGCGGGCCUGGUUUGGUAUUGUGGAAGAAACAUACAGCUUAGUCCAGCAGCAAGUUUCAGAAGGAUUAAGUACCUUGAAGGAAGAAUGCAGAGAUUUUGCAAAAACUCUUGAAGGAACCAUUCGCUCAGAUAUGGAUCAGAUUCUGAGCUCAAAGAACUUCUUGGCUGGAAAAAUCAAAGCCACUGUGUCUGAACCUGCCCAGAAGUGCUGCACAGAAAGUAUCCAGCCGUUUCUCGCUUCCAUAUUGGAGGAGCUCAUGGGCCCAGUGAGUUCUGGAUUCAGCGAAGUCCGUUCGCUCUUUGAUAAAGAAGUUAAUGAAAUCAUCCAGAACUUCCAAAAGACAAAUGAUACUGGAAAGCUAAAGGAGAAUGUAGACCAGCUUAUGAACCUACCAUUCAACUCUGUGAAAAUGGAGCCUUGCUAUCUGAAAGUGAACCUCCUCCAGGAACUGCUUCAAGACCUCAAGAGUCGCUUCAAGGUCUAUCACAUCGAUUUUGUGGUUCAGAGGACGCAGAACUUCAUGCAAGAGCUGAUGGAAAAUGCAGUUUAUACUUUUGAGCAGUUGUUCUCUCCAAGUCGCCAAGCCGACCCAGCGAAAGUUGCAACCACCAUUGAAAAAGUCAAGCUGAGAGUGUUGAAGCAAUAUGACUAUGACAGCAGCACUGUCCGGAAGAAGAUAUUUCAAGAAGCUCUGAUACAGAUUACUUUGCCUACCAUGCAGAAGACACUGGCUUCGACAUGCAAACCAGAGCUGCAGAAAUACGAACAGUUCAUUUUUGCCGAUUACACUAGUGUGAUUCAAGUAGAGAAUGUCUAUGAAGAGAUUUUGUAUCAGAUACUGCUCGAAGAAACCCUGAAAGUAAUAAAAGAAGCUGCCGCUCUGAAGAAACACAACCUCUUUGAAGAUAACUUGAAUUUGCCUUGCGAAAGCGUGUCCAGUUUAACUGACUUGAAGACUCCUUCAGGAUCAGCUCAAACCACUCCUGCUAAGAAGCCUUCCAGCACCGGAGCAGAAAUAUCAGAUACGGAAACUCAAAGUGAGGAAACACUCAUUGUGACUGAAAAAAUUUCUUGCGAGAAGGAUCGUGGUGAUGGAAAGUCGUUAGAGAAAGAGGCAGUAGUUCCUGUCGAUGUGGCUGAUAAUCAGGCAAGCACAAGUGAAAAAGUGAUCAUCGCAGACAUCAGUGAAAAACAGGAUUCUCCUCCACAUACUCCUACGAAACAAGAAGCUGCAGAGGAAAAAUUAACUUCCCAGAAUGAAGAUACAGAGAAAACUGAGUUUUUGGAGCCCCCUGAGAAAGAACUUAAAAUGCAACAAGGAGCCAUCGAGGAAAAAGCAACUUCUGAGACUGAAACUAUGGUGAAAACAGAUUUUGGAGCGAGCACUGAAACAGAAUAUAAGGUACAUGAAGGAGUAAUGGACAAAACGGUAACUUCUGGGAGUAAAAAGGCAACAGAAGCCGAGCUUGUAGCCGACAUAGAAAAAGAAAGCCAAGUUCUGGAAAAAGUUGCGGAGGUAAAGUUAACUUCCCCACAUGAUAAUGUAGUAGAAGCAGAAAUUUUAGGGACUACUGAAAAGGAAACCCAGGUAGAAGAAGGGAUUAUGGAAGAGUUGCCUCAGAGUGAAAAUGCAGUAGGGUUUGGAGAGGAUAGCAAAAAAGAAAGCAAGGCCCAAGGAGAGAGCGCUGAGGAAAGGGUUACUUCACAGAAUGAAAACACAGUGAAAGGAGGAUUUGGAGAUAAUGUUGAAAAAGAAAGCAAAUCAGAAGAAAAGAGUGAUAAACCUCCUGAUGAUGUGAAUGAGAUAAGGAGUUUGCUGAUGGCAACAGUUGAAUUACCAACAGGUACUCCAAGUGAUGACACUGAAGAGAUUUGUGAGUGUGAGACUUUAAACUUGCAGGAGCAUGAUAAUGGGAAUAACGAGAUGAGAAAAAUUAUUACAGCAGAAAGUCAAGUAAACCAGAUGAUGAACAGAGAUGUAGAGUGCACAGAGCUCAAGGGGGACCAGUUAUCUCCAUCCAGUUCAGGGGCAGACGGUACGAAUUUAGCGAAAGUGCUGGAGAGGGCCUGCAAUGUGGCACAAGCAGAAUGGUUGGUGGAAAUCUCUGAUACGCCUCAAGAGGUAAAGAAAGAAAUGGAGAUCAACCAAAGCGUUUGGUACACAGGCGUGGGAAGCUGUGAGAGCGGCGGACUGCAACCAGAGGAACACACUGAGAACAUGUCUGAAGACAAAAGAUUAGUUGUGGAGGAAAGGGGAGCAGGGAAUAGUCACAGUGCCCCAGUGGAAGAAGGGACUGAGAGCUUUUUUUCUAAUACUGCUGCAAAUCCAGACAUAACACAAGUGCCCAUUUUGAAAACACAAGACCCAAGAACAGAACCGACAGAUGUGCCAGUUGCUUCCGUGCUGGAGCAGGGCAAAGUUAGCGCCAUCCAGGUCACAGGAGAUGCUGAAUCUGGUGAGGGUGAAGGGAAGCCAACAGAUGAAUCAUCUUCACAUGCUGAAAUUAAAGGCGCAGAAGAGAUUUUCACAGAAAAAAACAGGGAAGAUGAUAAUUCUGUACAGCAAAAUUCUGAAGAAUAACAAGCAUUUUUUAGUCCAUCCCUCUAGGAUUUAUCCACUUCAGUAACACUUCAUUAAUCAUGAAUACUAGUUUAAGUCAGGGCUGGAGGAGAUGAUAGACUCUAAUGUGGUGUUUCCAACUCUUGCAGUUUGUGACAAAUCCCUUCCUAAGUGACAGAUGAUUAGUUUCCUUUCACUUAAAGCCCUUGCUCUUUAAAAUCAGUUUACUAUUUGGGAACCUCAUCUGUCACUUAAAAUUUGCUGCCUUUUAUGGUUAUAGAAAAAAGUUUGAAAGUGUGACCACUGAAUGCUUCAAAAGCAACUUGCCCCCUAGCUAUAAACUUUUUUCUUUUUUUAUAACAACUUCACUGUUUUUAGUUUCUUUAGGAGGGACUAGCUCAUGAUUUUUAAAUGCAUGGAUUUGACAGCAGCAUUAUGAUUCUUGGGUGGUUGAUACAUAAGUUGUUAUUCAAGGAUGCUUUUAGUAUUUGCAUGCAGUAUACAGGAAACAAAUAACAUUUUUAGUAGUUAGACAGGAACCGAAUAGUUAAUUUGGUAGAAUGCUCAUAAGCCACAUUGUAUACAAACUCUGGAAACUGCUUAAUGAUUUUAAAGUAUUGACAGAUAUGAAAGACAA
Messenger RNA from Rhea pennata, 4055 nucleotides. It is a transcript of the gene NIBAN1, whose product is annotated as niban apoptosis regulator 1. The transcript has 14 exons. The coding region runs from base 53 to 3439 and encodes 1128 amino acids. Lineage: Eukaryota; Metazoa; Chordata; Aves; Rheiformes; Rheidae. The record is from RefSeq and is a predicted model, not a curated record.